CCUCUGCCCAGGCAUUAAUUUUACUUACUCUCCUCAGGGUCAGUGGUGUGGGCGAUGCGGUGAAUCCCCGAUUCCCCGGAUGACGGGAUCAAUAAGCUCUGGCCAAACAGAAGAGACGGUUGACUGGGCCAUCCUCCAGAUAUCGAUCCAUCCACCACCGCCCUCGACUUCAAACAACUCAAAGCAUCUCUCCUUGACGCGAGAAGAAGCCAUUAGACGGUCUGAAGGGUUAUUCAGCCACACGGCAAUACUAUCCACUUUCCUUGGGCACACGUUCGAUUGAUUAGAUGUCCCGGCACAAUCUCAUCAGUAAUCGUCCUUCUCGCUGCUAAUCUUUGGCCCAGCUGCGAGCCCGGGUCUGGGAAUAUCUAAUACUAUUAAAGAUGGAAGAAGCGGCCCCAAUAUUACCAAGAUACCUCGACGAGGUUGUUGAUUUUGCUGAUGGAAAUUCCUAUGAGCUGUUGAAACCUCUGGCAACUUAUCGGUCCUGUCACGACGGCACUCCCGCCGAAGCACGAAUAGUCCUGACUUGCCGGCGCCACAACGAAACCUCUUCGUCAGAGGACGAGUAUGUUAUGAAGAUCAAGAUCCAAAUACCGGGAGGAGAGCGGCGACCUAGCAACAACCCAGAACUCGGCCCUAGUACUACUACAGCACAUGAGCUCAAGGCUCUGGAAAGAUUACAAGAUACUCACAGCGCAUUCACUCCAGUUCUGGUAAAUUUCAAAAAGGCAGUCCAGCCUGCCGAGGGGCCAUUGCCGGGGGGAUAUCUCACGUUCCUCGUCAUGACAAAGAUGCCUGGCGACUCACUCUUUAACAUGUACUACUGGGGAAUGACGGCCGAAGAGAGAAACGAGAUCUCUCAAAAGUUCCUUGUCGCGCUCAAGUGGAUCUACGCCCAAGGCAUAGAGCCGGUGGACUGCGGGCUGCGGAACAUUCUGUGGGAGCGAGACACGAAGAAAUGCAGCAUUAUCGACUUCGAACUCUGGCGCGAAACGGAUGCGUCGGUGAGUGACGAGACAAAGGAACUGCAGAGAUGGGGGCUUGCUCGCCAGCCAGCCGCCAAGAACCAUUGGGAAGCCUGGAACCAGAUGUUUCGGUAGAUGGCUUUCAUACAAGGUUUGCUUGCGAUAGAGGUUGAGGCGAAGACAUGCCAGUGCUAUACAACCUGACCAGCAGCAUCGCAAUAGAAUAGUAAAUGAACAUAAGCGCAUCAUCUACCUAUAUGGAUGAGUGACGUCAUGG
Molecule: messenger RNA, 1245 nt
Organism: Cladophialophora immunda
Lineage: Eukaryota; Fungi; Ascomycota; Eurotiomycetes; Chaetothyriales; Herpotrichiellaceae
Exons: 3
Coding region: 384-1103 (239 amino acids)
Source: RefSeq, a predicted model, not a curated record